AUGCCUAUACAACAGAGUUGUAUUAAAUCGCAAAGGCAAGAUGAACCAAGUCAACUAGUAAAAGAAUUGUGUACUAGUUCACAUAGUAUAUUAUGUCUAUCGCAAGUACGGCGACCAUCGCAGCUGGACCCGCACGGUACAAGGAGCGUCCUCGCGCGCGCUCUCGACGUGUGGGAACAAGCAUCAAGAUUGACAUUUACAGAAGUCAACUCGGAUGAAGCUGACAUUGUCGUUUCAUUCGCGAAACGCUACCAUGACGAUGCAUAUCCUUUCGAUGGACGCGGAUCAGUCCUUGCGCACGCCUUCUUCCCAGGAACGGGCCGCGGUGGUGACGCCCAUUUUGAUGACGACGAGUUAUGGUUGUUACAGCCAAAUAAUGACGACGAGGAAGGAACGUCGUUGUUCGCUGUUGCCGCUCAUGAAUUUGGACACUCGCUCGGUCUCAGUCACAGCUCAGUAAAAGGAGCGCUUAUGUUCCCAUGGUAUCAAGGGAUACAGCCAAAUUUCGUUUUACCCGAAGACGAUAGAAAUGGCAUUCAACAGAUGUAUGGUCCUAAAGUAAAGAGAACGUGGGCAAAGAUUCCGUAUUAUCGACCGGUAGAAACUCCACCUCCGACAACAACAACGACUACGACUACAACUACAACAACAACGAGGAGACCGUAUAUAUACCAGCAUCACCCUGAACGGCAUCCAAACCACCGUCCUUAUACUCCCUAUCCACGCGCUCCUAGUAAAUACCCGACAUAUUAUCCCGAAAGACCAAGCUACCCUGACAGGCCGCAUUACCCUGACAGAAAUUAUCCAGAUCGGAAUCCUUACUACCCCGAUCGUCGACACUACAACACUACUGAAGAACAUCCUCGACGAACUAACCACAACCACUAUCCGCGGCCUACCGAAACUACUACACAUGGAACUACCUACCGCCCACGAUAUCCCCAUGUUCGUCCCGAAUACCCAACUCAUCCUAGGCCCAAUUAUCCAACUGACUCUGGCCAAGAUUACCCGAAGAAAAAACCUUAUUAUCCCGUGAAAACGACUACCGUUAAACCCACUACACCAUCAGACAAGGAUAAACCUGAUACCUGUGACACUACUUACGAUGCUGUAUCCCUUAUUCGCGGCGAACUUUUCAUUUUUAAGAACAGGUAUCAUUGGAGGAUAGGAGCAAAUGGUCGAUACCCUGGAUACCCGAUUGAAAUAUCAAGAAUGUGGCCAGGACUACCACGAAAUCUCACUCAUGUUGAUGCUGUAUAUGAAAGACCUGAUCAUAAAAUCGCUAUUUUUGUUGGUAAGCAACUGUACUUGUUCGAUUCACAAUAUUUAAUUCAAGGAUAUCCUAAGAGCUUAGCGCAGCUCGGUCUACCCGAAAGUCUGGAAAAAUUAGAUGCAGCUAUGAUUUGGGGGCACAACGGGAAAACAUAUUUCUAUAGUGGUUCAAUGUAUUGGAAAUUCGAUGAAGAUAUUGGUCGAGUUGAAUUAGAUUAUCCUCGCGAUAUGGCGAUGUGGAAAGGCGUUGGUUACAACAUAGACAGUGUGUUCCAAUGGAAAGACGGCAAGACCUACUUCUUUAAAGGAAAAGGUUUUUGGAAGUUUAACGACCUUCAAAUGCGCGUAGAACAUGAACGACAAUAUCCUUCGGCACCGUUCUGGAUGGCGUGUCCGACCGAGCGCGCCGGCCGCAGAGCGCCUUUCCGCGCCCCCGCCGCGCCCGGCUCCACGCUCCGUUCCCCCAGUGCCGCGUCCACGCACGCCUAUAACGUCUUAAUAUACUUCGCUUCUCUAUUUCUAAUUGUCAUACGUUACUGUCAAUUUUGAUUGUAAAUAAAAUUUUAGUAAUUUCUAAAUUGUGUGCCACUAUCAAUUUAUUAGUUUAAGUUACGAGAUGGAGGAAAUAUCAUGCGUGUGAAUUAACUAGUACAUAUCGAUAUCGUCUGAAAUGAGACUGUAAUAAAUAAAAUGCGCAAAUAAUGCACUGCCCGUCUUAGUAAGUAAAUUAUUAAAUUUUGUAUAUAAAGUAAAAUACAUGUAACAUUUAGAAUAAUACUAGAAUUGAGGCAUUUUGUUAUUAUUUUAAUGUUGUAUGUACAUUUUGAUCUCAACAUGAUCGCGUACUUUUAUUCAUGUAAGGUAUAAAACACCAUUUAUUUAGCUUCUGUACAGAUUGUAUUGUCGGUUAAUGUGUUUCAGUAUUUAUGUAAUUUAAAAUAUAUAUUUAACUAAUACUCGAAAAUGUAUCACAAGUCUUAUAUAAUCAUUAUAAUUAUUUGUAAAACUGCUAAACUUAAAAUGCUGUAAGCUACGAGUUAUAAUCAAAACAUAAUUGUUGUAAAAAGAAUAUUAAAUCCACACGUAUGCCUUAAUAGGACUAAUAUAUGAUCUGUAAAGUAAAAUAGAAACAUGAAAUCUACAUACUUAAUAUAGGUACAGUGGUUUUAUAAUAACAACUAUGCUGGUUAGAGGUUCACAUACUCGGUAAUUUGUAAAUUUUAAUAGUAAAAUAUGUAUCAUAUAACAUAUAUUGUAUAACUAUACUAAUAAAUUAUAAAUAAUUAUAAAAAAUAUUUUUAUCACAUAAUAAAAUAUAUUGUAAUAUUAUCUUUGUAAUAAUCGUAAAGCAUAAAUGAAAUUUAUAUUGUUAUACAUACAAAUUAUUCUAAGGCAGAUGAAAGUCCCUUCUUAAAAUUAUAUUUUGUCUUUAUUGAGCUAUAUACCAAAAUGCUAUAUAUCUAUAAACAAAAAAUAGAAAUGUCGUAAUUUGAGAAAAAUCCUUACUGUCUUUGUGAGUUUGAACAUAUAUACAAAAAAAAUCAAAAGAACACAUGACCUGAAUGAUAGCCAAUGUAUGAGUGAAACAAUUAUGAACUAUUCAGAAUGAAAAUGGUGCUUUUCAUAGUUAGUUAUUGUACAGAAUAAAUUGAAGUUAGGUAUUUUUAUAUGCUUAUCUUAGAGUCCUUAAAGUAUGGACAUUUAAUAUUCUUAAAAACUUAUUUGAUAAAGGCAAUCUUCCAUUAUAAUCCUAUAGCGUUAAAGCAUUAUAAUAUUACCUUGUGCAAUAAGCUAAGGAGAUAGGCAUAUAUUAAAUUAAAAACCCAAGUACUGUUGAAGAAGAAUGGAGGUUCGUUAUACCUCAUAUCAUUCAUACUUUAUAGACUAGUAAUGUGUUUUCAGUAACUUGUCACAAAAAUAAUUUAAUAAUAACUGUGAUAUUUACUUUAUUAAAAUAUGCCAUUGGCAAUAAUAAUAAAUCAAAAUUUGUAAUGUUUUAAAAAAAAUGCUACUCAAUAAAUUGUAACUGCUGUAUGAGAUAGAAGGUUACUCUUAAGCUUAUUAAUUAAGAACAAAUAAAAAAAAUAUCAUA
This is a messenger RNA of Melitaea cinxia (Glanville fritillary), 3364 nucleotides long. Its product is annotated as matrix metalloproteinase-2-like. The transcript is spliced from 9 exons. The coding region runs from base 1 to 1821 and encodes 606 amino acids. The record is from RefSeq and is a predicted model, not a curated record. Gene Ontology annotation, molecular function: metalloendopeptidase activity; zinc ion binding. Gene Ontology annotation, biological process: proteolysis; collagen catabolic process; extracellular matrix organization. Gene Ontology annotation, cellular component: extracellular matrix. Lineage: Eukaryota; Metazoa; Arthropoda; Insecta; Lepidoptera; Nymphalidae.